GUAUAGUCUGUGAUUCUAUUUGACAACGAUGACAUCUGUCAGAGGCUGACGCAUCACAAAAACCAUCGCCCAAAAUUUUAUCCAAAUACAAAAUAUGAAAGUAAAAACAAAUUGAGAAAACGUUUUUUAGAGUUAAAAAAUUCUCACCAUUAAAAUAUAUCGAUGACAUUUUAACCAGUCGAUAAUUUUUUAUGCGUUAAAAGUGAAAGUUUAAAAUAGAACUUUAAAAACGUGUUUGUUUUCCUCAACCGGUUCAAAGGAAUAAGAUGUGGAAAGCUGCUACUAAUGUGAAGGCACCAGAGCCUGCUGAAGCAGAUGAUUGGGAAACAGAUCCCGACUAUGUUAAUGAUGUGAGUGAACAGGAACAAAGAUGGGGGCCCGCCGGAAGGAAUGUUGAGGCAAUUGACAUGGCAAAAUUACGUGAAGAGGUAUUUGAAGCUGACAAAUUAGCCAAGAAGAAACAGUAUGAGGCUGGACCGAAACCUUCAUUUGGAUAUGGUGGCAAAUUCGGUGUCCAAGCUGACCGCAUGGAUAAAUCAGCCGUUGGACACGACUAUGUUGGCAAGACCGAGAAACACGUUUCGCAGAAAGAUUACGCUCAAGGUUUUGGUGGCAAGUUCGGGGUCCAAGCGGAUCGCAUGGAUAAGUCUGCGGUGGGGCACGACUACGUAGCCAAAGUAGAGAAGCACGUUUCGCAAACCGACUACGCGCAGGGCUUCGGAGGCAAGUUCGGCGUCCAAACCGACAGGGUCGACAAGAGCGCGGCGGGCUGGGAGCACCGCGAGCAGGUCGAGAAGCACCCGUCGCAGCGAGACUACGCGGUCGGGUUCGGGGGCAAGUUCGGGGUGCAGGCCGACCGCCAGGACGCCUCCGCGCUGGGCUGGGACCACAAGGAGGACGCGCAACAACAUCACUCGCAGAAAGACUACGCCAUCGGCUUCGGCGGGAAGUUCGGCGUGCAGACGGACCGACAGGACGCGUCGGCCGUCGGCUGGGACCACCAGGAGAAGACGCCCGCGCACGCCAGCCAGCUCGACCACAAGAAGGGCUUCGGCGGUAAGUUCGGCGUGCAGUCGGACCGCGUCGACAAGUCGGCGCACGCCUUCGGGGCCGCGGACAAGGUCGGCACCAACUACACGAGACCGAAGCCCGACAUCGGCGGGGCGAAGCCCUCGUCCAUACGGGCCAAGUUCGAAAACAUGGCCAAGGAAAAAGAAGAGGAGGCGCUGCAGUCGGUGCAGAGGAUCCGGCAGCAGAGGGAAAAGAUCGACAAGGACAUCUCGCUAAAGGAGAGAGAACGCGUAGCCAACAAACCCGAGUCUCCCGAACCUGAAGAGUUGCAGCCCACGCCGGACACACCGACCAGCGUACUGCGAGCCACUCCACACUCCGCAGAGGUCAAAGAAAGAGAAGUCAAGAAAGAGAUUGUCCAAGAGGAGAUCCCAAGAGAAGAGGCAGCAAGAGAGGAAGACAAUGUCACAGUUGGUAAUAAUGCAAGACAAGAAGCGAUUGUGAGGGAAGAGGAUGUGAAAGAAGAAACAAAGAACUUGCCCGAUGUCACCCUGGUGGGAGAAGCUAAGGAGGGGAAAGAAGAGAUGAACCGCCAGCCCACCAUUGUGGUGUCUCCGGUGGGGUGGGAGGGGGAGGACGAGGGCGGCGACGAGGAGGACGGCUACACCGCGAGGGCGCUGUACGACUACCAGGCCGCCGCGCCCGACGAGAUAUCUUUCGAUCCUGAUGACGUCAUCACCAACAUCGUCAUGAUCGACGAGGGUUGGUGGCAGGGAUUAUGUAAAGGCGCCUACGGUCUGUUCCCGGCUAACUACGUACAGUUACAAGAUAAAUAGAAAUAAAAUAAAAUAAAAAAUACAUUCCAAAAUCAACGUUGAAUAUAUGAAAAUAUAGAAAAUUAUAGGACGAACCAAAAGUACCGUCGAAACAUGAUCUAAAUAUUUUUCCUAUAAUUCAAAUUGAAAUUAUCAAUUUUAAACCAUAAGACAAGCGAUGUUAUUUACUGAAAAUGACCUUUCAUUGUUUUAAGUGUGUACAGUUGUAUCUAAUACAUAUGUCUAUAAGUAGAGACUACUCACGCGCCAUCUGACGCGUAAUUAAAUAAUGUUUCUUAAAAAAAACGCGACAAUAUUGUUUUUGCAAACAGUACUAUUAUUUUCAGACGUUCUAAUGUAUGUAGACUUAUAAAUUCGUGACUGAUCAUUACAUAGAAAGUGUAAUAUUUUUUUUAAAUAAAAUAAUCAAUGUAACAAGUCUUCCCGUGGGCUCUCAUGCGAAAUAUAGUAUUUCAGAAGAGAGGUUUAUUUCUUUUAUUCUGUAAGAUAGCAUGUGCAUCUCCAAACUGACUUGAUGGUAAGUGUGUGCAUCGGUAGCGGCAGGAACAUUCGCUAUGUCGAUUUCUGCUUCGCUCGAUUGUAUCAUGCAAUGUUUAAUACGCUUUUAUUAGCUUCAGACGUAUGUAUGUAUGUAACGAAAUCUUUGAACAUUAUUUUGACCCCCUUCAAAACGUCGGAUUAACUCGAAAUUUGGUAUACUUAUUAAGGACCGGUGACAAUUCAAUAUUAAAAAUACAGUCAAUAUAAAAAAUACAAAAAUACAAUUUAUUAUAAAAACAGCGUGGUGUGCAUGGUAUCAGUAGUUAUAAAUAUUUUAUGAACAGAUAUGAGUAGAAGGGAUAUUUUGAUAAUAUCCUGAAAAGCAUCCCACGCUUUUUUUACAAUACCAUCAUUUUUUCUUGCACUAUUUUUAAUUCAAAUUUAUUAAAAUUUAUUUUCUAUUUUUUAGUUGAAUUUUCAAAAUAGCGUAUUUUGUUAGUUUUUUUUAAACUAUUAUUUAUUACUUAAGCUUUUUUUUCGACAUCGCAAAAUCGGGUCACAAAACAUCGAUACUAUCGGCAGAUUUAUCGAUAAACUCGAGCUGAAUCGACUUUAAUCGAUUGUUUGUUAUUCGAUAUUAUUCCGGCACUGCUCGGAUAAUCUACACGACUUGCAGAAGCGAAUCGAUACAGGAUUCUUAAAAUGAUUUAAUAAAUCAUGAGACUCUAUAGUUACGUAUACAAGAAUGUUAUUCCAUUGCCUACAAAAAGUAGAUGAUAUUGUUUUAAGUGAAAAUUGUAUUAUUUUAAUUAAAAGUUUUUAAAUAAAAAUAUAUUUUUUGAAUUUA
Messenger RNA from Bombyx mori (domestic silkworm), 3174 nucleotides. It is a transcript of the gene Cortactin, whose product is annotated as src substrate cortactin. The record is from RefSeq and is a predicted model, not a curated record. The transcript has 12 exons. Bases 267 to 1847 code for a protein of 526 amino acids. Gene Ontology annotation, biological process: regulation of actin filament polymerization. Gene Ontology annotation, molecular function: actin filament binding. Gene Ontology annotation, cellular component: cortical actin cytoskeleton; actin filament; site of polarized growth. NCBI's taxonomy places the organism in Eukaryota, Metazoa, Arthropoda, Insecta, Lepidoptera, Bombycidae.